Messenger RNA from Schizophyllum commune H4-8, 1596 nucleotides. Its product is annotated as DBR1-domain-containing protein. Bases 41 to 1456 code for a protein of 471 amino acids. NCBI's taxonomy places the organism in Eukaryota, Fungi, Basidiomycota, Agaricomycetes, Agaricales, Schizophyllaceae. The record is from RefSeq and is a predicted model, not a curated record. Gene Ontology annotation, biological process: mRNA splicing, via spliceosome. Gene Ontology annotation, molecular function: RNA lariat debranching enzyme activity. Gene Ontology annotation, cellular component: nucleus. The transcript is spliced from 8 exons.
CGGUCACUAGCCUCCUCUGCCCCACAGGCCCUCAGCCAUCAUGAAGAUUGCCGUCGAAGGCUGCUGCCACGGCGAGCUCGACGCGACCUACGAGGAGAUCAAGCGCAUCGAGCAGCGCGACAACACCCCCGUCGACGUCCUCCUCAUCUGCGGCGACUUCCAGGCUGUCAGGAACGCGCAGGACCUGCAAUGCAUGGCCGUGCCGGACAAGUAUAAGGAUCUGAGGCAAUUCUAUCAGUACUACACGGGUGAGAAGAAGGCACCGGUGCUGACCCUGGUUAUCGGGGGAAACCAUGAAGCCUCGAACUACAUGUGGGAGUUGUACCACGGGGGCUGGCUAGCGCCAAAUAUCUACUUCCUCGGCCACGCAGGCUGCGUGCAGGUCAAUGGUGUCCGCAUCGCCGGCGCCUCAGGCAUAUACAAGUCGCAUGACUUCCCUCUCGGCUCUUAUGAACGCAUGCCCUAUACCCCGAAGACUAUGCGUAGCAUAUAUCACAUACGAGAGUACUGCGUACGGAGGUUGUCCCUGCUCUCUUCCCCCCGUAUCUUCCUCUCUCACGACUGGCCGCAAGGCAUCGAGCACGCAGGCGAUCUCCAAGGCCUCCUCCGCCGCAAGAACCACUUCCGCGCAGACGUGCAGAACCACGCGCUCGGCUCGCCACCACUAAGAGGCCUAUUACACCAACUACAGCCAGAAUGGUGGUUUUCAGCACACUUGCAUACGAGGUUCGAGGCGACGGUGGUGCAUGGGCCAGCAGAAGGUGUCGACGGGCCAACAGAAGGGGUCGAGAGCGGACCACCCGCCCCUGCACCGAACCCAGACGAGAUUGCCAUUGAUGAGGACGAGCUGGAUGUGCCUGCGCCGCCACCUCCGCCAGCCUCGGAUGCACAACAACCUUCAGCAGAGAAGCCCGCGCUCAUAGCCGUGGACAGGAACGACGACGAGAUCGUCCUAAGCGACGAGGAAGAAGACGUCGCCCCGCCACCACCACCACCAAUACCUCCGCGAGUAACGAAGUUCCUUGCACUCGACAAGUGCUUGCCGAGACGGAAGUUCUUGGAAGUGAUCGAUAUUCCCGUCGAAGGGGAGCUUGACCCGGGCAGACCGAUGUUCACGUUCGAUCCGGAGUGGCUAGCUAUUGUGCGCGCGUUCAAUCCGUUACUUUCGUUGGAGAUGAAGCAGACGCCCUUCCCACCUGAGAACGAAGCGCGAGAGAUGGUAGCACGCGAACUCGCUUGGGUGCAAGAGAACGUGUUGGCGACACGAGACGGGCAAACGGUGAAAAUAGGGGAUGUGCAGCAAUUUACGCCCACUUUGCCUGGUGGGGACGGCCCGCAGGGGCGCGAGCGCUUUCAACAACCACCAUGGUUCACGAACCCGCAGACCGUAGCGAUCUGCGAGUUGUUAGGGAUCGAGAACAAGAUCAAUCCGCCUCCACCAGCAACUGGUCAGUGAUGGGUUGAAGACCACGAUGUUGUAGCAUAGUCUUGCCGGUGCUUUUGAGCCGUAUAUGGUAGCCCGCCAUCGUGCGGGUUGGAGUUGUUGGUCCAGUCUGAGUUAGGCUCCGACAGUGGCGCUAUUCAGGGCAAUCAGAG